Molecule: messenger RNA, 1252 nt
Organism: Piliocolobus tephrosceles (Ugandan red Colobus)
Lineage: Eukaryota; Metazoa; Chordata; Mammalia; Primates; Cercopithecidae
Gene: DNAJC18
Product: DnaJ heat shock protein family (Hsp40) member C18
Exons: 8
Coding region: 75-1151 (358 amino acids)
Biological process (GO): cellular response to misfolded protein
Cellular component (GO): endoplasmic reticulum membrane
Molecular function (GO): Hsp70 protein binding
Source: RefSeq, a predicted model, not a curated record
CGCGCUCCGCGCCCCCUUCUCUUUCAGCCUCGGGCGCGGGGGAGGUUCGGCGGACCUGCAGAUUGGGAACCGAUAUGACUGCGACUCUGGGCAGCGGGGAGCGCUGGACGGAAGCUUACAUUGAUGCAGUUAGAAGAAACAAAUACCCAGAAGACACACCUCCUGAGAGUCAUGACCCCUGUGGCUGCUGUAACUGCAUGAAGGCACAAAAGGAAAAGAAGUCUGAGAAUGAGUGGACUCAGACCCGGCAGGGUGAGGGGACCUCCAUGUAUAGUGAGGAACAGCUGCUUGGGGUACAAAGGAUCAAGAAAUGCAGAAAUUACUAUGAAAUUCUGGGAGUUUCUCGAGAUGCCAGUGAUGAAGAGCUUAAGAAAGCUUACAGAAAACUCGCCCUGAAAUUUCACCCUGACAAGAACUGUGCUCCUGGAGCAACAGAUGCUUUCAAAGCAAUAGGAAAUGCAUUUGCAGUCCUGAGCAAUCCUGAUAAGAGACUUCGCUAUGAUGAAUACGGAGAUGAGCAGGUGACUUUCACUGCCCCUCGAGCCAGACCUUAUAAUUAUUACAGGGAUUUUGAAGCUGACAUCACUCCAGAAGAACUAUUCAACGUCUUCUUUGGAGGACAUUUUCCUACAGGAAAUAUUCAUAUGUUUUCAAAUGUGACAGAUGAUGCUCACUAUUACCGCCGACGGCACCGACAUGAGAGGACACAGACUAAGAAGGAGGAGGAAGAAGAGAAACCUCAGACUACGUAUUCUGCAUUUAUUCAGCUACUUCCAGUUCUUGUGAUUGUGAUUAUAUCUGUCAUUACUCAGCUGCUGGCUACUAAUCCCCCAUAUAGUCUGUUCUAUAAAUCGACCUUGGGCUACACCAUUUCUAGAGAAACUCAGAACCUGCAGGUGCCUUACUUUGUGGAUAAAAACUUUGACAAGGCGUACAGAGGAGCUUCUCUGCGUGACCUGGAGAAGACAAUAGAGAAGGAUUACAUUGAUUAUAUCCAGACUAGUUGUUGGAAGGAGAAACAACAAAAGUCAGAGCUGACAAAUUUGGCAGGAUUAUACAGAGAUGAACGAUUGAAACAGAAAGCAGAGUCGCUGAAACUUGAAAACUGUGAGAAACUUUCCAAACUCAUUGGCCUACGCAGAGGUGGCUGAGAGGAUAAUGGUCCUAUGCAGGGCUCGGGUUUUGCUACUUGUUCCUAUUUAUGUUCCUGAUUCCAUUUUAUAAUACAAAAUUAGGUAAUGGUGAACACGUU